AUGUCUGACAGCACGAUUCAGGACACGAAUGCUGCCCAUGCUGAGGCUGGUGCUCUCAAGAUCGUAAUAUCGAAGCCAGGUCCGGAACAUCGACCAAAGACCACCGAGGACGCAGAGGCCGAUGUUCUGUUAGAUAUUAGUAUACCGUCAUGGCGCCUAGGAGUCCCUCACUUCACGUCCACCGGGACACCACACUUGGGACGCUCAUCGUAUUCUCCUAGCGACGAGUAUCACACCACGAGAGGAUCUCUUAUCGAUCACUCGCAAAAGGAUCUGAAUACGUCUUUGCCUAGGCUAGGUUCGAGGCGACCCAGCAUGCUCAAGGUGCCCCGAUCGCGACUCUCACGACACACACAACCUCAGACCCCCACCAUCAUCACCGCAAAGGCAAACGGUACGCCUUCAAGACUAACCUUCGUCACUUCUCACCUUGUAAUUGAACCUGCCAUGUUCGACGAUUUGACAUUUAAGCCAGCCUGCGAUGAUGUAUCAAUUGUUCGAUAUACAUCGUCGACCGGAGUCGUCUCAGCAGCCACGCCAGCUCGAUUGGUCGCCGAGAUCACCUCGCCGAGCUUCCUGGAUUAUGAACUGAUAUCCGAUUUCUUUCUGACAUUCCGUGCCUUCCUCGAGCCAGAGACUCUGCUACAGAUGCUGGUAGCUCGAUUACGCUGGGCAAUUGGACGUCGUGAUGAGAUCGGUAUGAUUGUUCAUGUGCGAUCGUUUGUGGCUCUGCGACACUGGAUUUUGAACUACUUCGUGGACGACUUUUUCACCGACUACAAUCUUCGUAUCAAGUUCUGCGAGUCUAUCAACGAUUUCAUCCGUGAUCUUGUUGAGGACCACAAGCACGAUUACAGGCCACAACUGAGAAUCAUUUAUGAGCUGAAGAAGUGUUGGCGUCGCGUUUGUGUCCAGUAUUGGGAAAGCUCGGAAUCUGAGGAAUCUGUUGACGACAGUACACCUAUCCUUCCUGGGGGGCUCGCUGAGCUUACAGAUUCGAACCCUGACCUGGAAGCAUCGAAUAGCACCCCACGCCAAUCUGAUUCGCUGUGUCCAUUGCCAGAAGCUACCGCGACGAGCUUCUACAGCCAAGCGCCAGGCCGUGUGCAGACCGACAACCCAGCACACCAGGGGGUUCAUCCACCAUCGCCGGAUAGCCCGCCCGCCGCCGAUGCAAAUAAGGAUUUUGGCCCUGGUUCCCCGACAAGCAUGUCUAGUAUGGAUGUGAUCUCUUGUUCCUUUCCAUCUAAAAUCAACCGACCAGUAGCAACAGACCUUCCACAGCCCCUUCGGGCCCAUCCUGUGACACCGACAAUGCUCCACGAUCAGUCUGGCCCAAUAGCGACGACACCACGAGCCCUAGUAGGUAAGAGGGUCAGAGCGAAUCAACCACAUCGAAGAAACGACAGCCUUCCCGACUCUCUUCGAAGCCAGUACGGGGAUCCGUCAUUCAGGGACCAGGAGUUUUUGAUGACUAUGCCUCAGGCGGGGAGCCUUGUCAGAGGAAACAUCCUGCCACCAUCACAAUCAUUUGUUGAUUAUGAGUUGCCACCUCAGGUUCGACCUGGCCGUAGAGCAACUACUGUUGUUCGCUCUCAAGACUCCAACUUCAACUACCUUGAAGCACCCUCGGCCGAUGGCAUGUCUGGUAGGGGAAUGAAGCGCCUUAUUGGUAGCGUUCGGCGAGCCUUGAGUACGCGAGGGGGGCAUACAUCAACAACUUCAUUUAGCAGUUAUACAAGAACUUCGGAUGGAACUAUGACUGUUCCAGGGGUAAAUGGUGCUCCUGGCACUGCUGUUGUGCCACAAGCUUCAGGCGCCCUGGACGGGAACGCACCUCGAAUUAGGGUCGACCUUCUUGGUGCCGCAGUUGCGGAAGAUUUCCAUCGUAUUGUCCGUGAAGAUGCUGCGGCAGCCGAGACUGAGAUUUUGGAACACGAGAGAGAAUCCUCGCACUCGGAUUUGCCUGGUGGCGUUAACUUGGAAUACUCGGCGGCCUAUAUGGAUUCAACUACGUUCGAGCUAUUACCGCCACCUGGGCAUGAGAGAGCUCCUAGCGAGGCAGGACUUACGGUUGGGAGCAAAUCCAUUCUUAUCGUGGAUGGCACUGUGACUAGCGAUGUCCCCAAGUCACGAGACGGGGCUGCCACCGCAAACUCGUCCGUCGAGGCCUUUGGUGAUACUUUGAUGCCUCGAACAGACAAUCUCACGCCCCCUAUCACACCCCCGGCUCGGUUUGAUGAAGCAGCAAGAAGGUCAUCUCAUUUACUCAAUGAGAAAGUCCAGAACUAUGACAGAGAGUCUUUCCCGUCACUUGAAUCUGGUUCGGUUAUUUUGAGAGACAAUGCAGCCUCCUCCCAAUCAAGUAUUUACCGGCAUCAGCGUGCCGCAGCAUCGUUAAGUCGCAGCCGUCAACGCCCGCCGAUCAGCGCUGGUAUAACAAGGAUGCACAUGAGGAGUCGAUCAUCAAGAACACAGCAGUCCCUCGACUCAGUAUUGCAAGGGAGGAAGCUCUCAAUUAGCAGCGAUGUUGCCCCACCUUCGACGGCGAUGAGUUUGGAUGAGACGACUUGCUCUGAGGGUUCUGUUGAUCUUGACGAGUCUGAAAUGUCUCAAUCAGCCCCUAAACGGGUAUUGCGCAGAAGACCAGGUGGGGAUUUAAAAGCUUUUACAAACGUCAGUGAGAUCGAUAAACUUGCUCUUCGAAGGUCUCAAUCUUUGGGCUCCCUUUACACAGAAUCCGCCCGGACUUCGCGUUAUCGUAGCCUGCGGCGCAAUUCGACUGAGCGUAUAGACUCUAUCGUCAGUCGCGAUUAUCAACCACGUUCGCAUACUUUCUCUGUAGGGCAGCUUGCUGACAAACCCCAACGCCGCGAGCUGUCGUUCUGCAGCACACAUUCGUCGAAGCCAGUCAUGCGCCGAUCUUUUGAAGCAGAAGCCAAAAAGCUAGCGCGUAUCCCAGACGACGACGACGAUGGUGGUGUUGAGUCUGCUCUACUGAAACUCGAGGGGAAGUUCCACAAGGCCCCCAAAAGGUUGCCUUCCCUUCCCGAUGCCUUGCGAGCAUUCAUCGACCAGGAGGACGAGUCUCGUGUAUGCAGUUUCGGGGCUGUUGCCCAGCAAGCACUGGAAGACCAUGAACUCACGGAGGAUUCAAACGACAUCGCUACUGAUGUGAUAGAUGAACAAACAAGGUUCGCUGAUGCCGAGGAUCAACUAAAGACUCCAAGACCGGCAAAUAAGGUCCAAUCAUUCCUAUCAGACGCCUCGAGAGAAUCCUCUAUUUCGAUUCCAUUACUUCAAGGAGAUCCGCUUGUCCCGGAGCUGCAGCACGCAGCGAAAGACUGGGCAGACAGGUCUAUUCUCCAGGAUUCCGAUGAUGAUCUUCCUCCCAACCAGACGGGUUCCGGCGCUGGCCUGGUGGACUCGACUCAUGUCCAAUAUCUGCCAUUUGACUUUGAUAACGGAAGACUCGACAGGGCAGAGGCUAAUGUAACAGUUCAAGAGGUUUCAUCACCAUUGGAGGACCAGUCUUUUCUGGACAGCGAUUUGUCCUCGGAAAUUUCUAACGAUGAAGACGUUGAUUAUGCUGGUGGAGUGCGGCUGGACACAACUCUUCCCGCUCAUCCUCUGGGCAGCCCCAUUGCCACCUCACACUUUUCGCCAAAGCCCUUUGUCAAUUUGUUGGAUACGAGUGUGGGGGUUCGCGCUGUUGCAAGCUCCGGGGAGAUUGUGACUUCUCAACAUCAACUUCCUCCAACACCAGUGACUACGCCAGCUGGGGCCUCGAGACAACCAUUUUCCAACAAGGCUAAUGCUGCUGAGGAGAGUAGGAAAUUCUCAGUUCACCUUCCAUUCAUCUUGGCAUUCGAUUCCGAAACACUGGCGCAACAAUUUACUCUCAUUGAGAAAGACGCCUUGAAUGAGAUCGACUGGAAAGAGCUGGUAGAUAUGGAUUGGAAGAAUGCCACCAACCAUGAUUCGCGCUCAUGGGUCGAGUUCUUGCGCAAUAAUGAUGCCUAUGGUGUCGAAGUCGUUAUUGCACGGUUCAACUUGGUCGUCAAAUGGGCUAUUUCCGAAAUUGUGCUGACCCAACAUAUUGAAGAGAGAGCUCGUUGCCUCAUCAAAUUCAUUCAUACCGCUUCGCAUUGUCGUCGGUAUCGCAAUUUCGCAACACUUGCUCAGCUCACAAUUGCACUCUCCAGUAGUGAGAUAUCCCGACUUGCCCGAACUUGGGAGCUGGUCCCAGCUCAAGACAUGAAAACACUGAAGGAUCUUGAGGCUCUGGUUACUCCAAUGCGUAACUUUUUCAAUCUUAGAGCCGAGAUGGAAUCAAGCCCGGAUACAAGAUGCAUUCCUUUUGUUGGAAUUUACACCCAUGACCUCCUCUAUAAUGCUCAGAGACCUUCGGAGAUCGCUAGCUCUCCCACGACGAUCCCACUCGUCAAUUUUGAACGAUGCCGUAUUGGAGCAUCUGUAAUCAAAACGCUCCUGCGUCUGCUGGAGGCCAGCACACAAUAUACAUUCAUACCCAUCGAAGGCGUCACUGAAAGGUGUCUUUGGAUCGGGGCUUUGAGUGAUGAUGAGAUCAGACGCCAUUCUGGAAAUUUGGAAUAA
Clonostachys byssicola is the source of this 4617-nucleotide messenger RNA. The record is from the annotation of a GenBank genome assembly. Lineage: Eukaryota; Fungi; Ascomycota; Sordariomycetes; Hypocreales; Bionectriaceae.